Messenger RNA from Aspergillus puulaauensis, 885 nucleotides. Its product is annotated as aspartate/glutamate racemase family protein. Lineage: Eukaryota; Fungi; Ascomycota; Eurotiomycetes; Eurotiales; Aspergillaceae. The record is from RefSeq and is a predicted model, not a curated record. The transcript has a single exon. Bases 1 to 885 code for a protein of 294 amino acids.
AUGGCGACAGUGAGUGGUCCACGAUUCUCAAUCUUGGUCAUCAACCCCAACACCUCUACUCAUAUGACAAGUGCCCUGGUCCCCAUCUUGGAAAACCUCGGGUACACCGACGUCCAGUUCGACUACUUCACAGCUCCACAGUCUGAAUCUGUUACACUUCCCGAUGGGCGAGUCAUCCACGGCAUCUCUAGCAUAAACUCGGGCGAAGACUCAGUCCUAUCAGCCCUCCACUGCAGGCCAUUUGUGGAACCGUUGGUCCCAAAGUACGAUGCUUUUCUCGUCGCAUGCUAUUCAGCCCACCCCCUCGUUGGAAUGCUCAGAGAGGCCAUCGAUAAGCUAGAAGAUGCAGCUUUAUUGGAGCUCGGGCCAACCGCAAGUACCAAAAAGAAGUACGUGACGGGUAUCUUUGAAGGAAGCAUCGUGGCUUCGCUAUCACUGGUCAGCUCUUUCCAACUCACAUGGGAUGGAGGGUUUGGCAAAUCGCAAGCUAAGGACACAUUUGGUAUUGUCACUACUGGGAGUAGUUGGAAGGCUGAGCUCACCAAUGCUGUUUCGGACAUGCUCGUCAACUCCGGUGAUAAAACCCCCUCUAAUAGGUUCACUGGUGUGGAAACAACUGGGCUCACGGCCGUCGAGCUCCAUACCACCCAACCUGAAGAAGUACGACGAAGGAUUAUCGAGGCCACCGAGCGGCUGAUCAAAGUAAACCCACGCCCUGUUAGUGCUAUCUGCCUAGGAUGCGCUGGUAUGGCCGGCAUGGAGGAAGCGGUUCGAGAGGGCUGUAUCAAGGCAUACGGUCGAAAGCAAGGUAGCCGUGUGAAGAUAGUCGACGGCGUUGUUUCUGGUGCCGGUAUGCUUGUGACGGCAUGCAAAGCUGGUUUCUAG